UGCUCCAGAUUUCAAACAAUUCGCUAUAUGCUCUUUUUUAUCAGUUUUAUCGUUGAAACGCGUGAAUCGGGUAGAUAUCUAAUACAUUUUGAACGUUUCGCAGGAAGCUAUAUAUUUAAUUCAUGCUGAUUUUCUAUCCACUAAAUUAUACGUCAGAAAUUAUCGAGGAUAUUUGGGAAAAAAACAUACGAUCUUGUUCGAUAGUUUUUUCCAAUCGAAUGCUCCUUCGAUCAGAAUAUUGAUACUGUAAACUUUUAUCUGUCAACAGGAAAUAAAGCAAACAUUACAUUCACACAAGUUAUCAAAAUUUUUUAGUAUUGCCGACAAUGAUAUUCGAUAAAAUGUAAGAAUGAGUACUAAUAUCUUGAAAUCUAAAAAAAGAAAAGAAAAAGAAUCCUCCGUUUAGUGUGUGACUUUGAACUUCGGCAAAGAUUUUAAGUCUAAUUAAGUGCAUCAAGAAACAAGCAAUAUGUCUCGCUGUAAAUGUCCCAAGUCGGAUGCAAAACCGAUCACGAACGGUUUGCCAUACUUCGAAGACAUCACGACCAGGAUGGAAGAACGGCGUUGCGACCUUCUAGGCAGGCAGAAGCAUCUGAGAGAGAAGAUUACGACGAUGGAACGAUCUAUACCUGCGUUGAUCGCGUACAACAUGUGGAUGUCGAAGAAAUGUGAUGACGCGCCGUAUUGCAAGGUUCGCGAGAUCAUGAAGAAGUUCGCCGGUUACCCGGACCAAACCGAGACGCUCCUCAAAACUCUGAAGAAAACCGUGAAGGAGUUGAACGGAGAGACCGAGGAGUUGCAUGAGAAAAUUAUUGAAACUGAUGUGAAGUUGGAAGAGACGGACAUGGAACUGGAGUCGUUGGAACUUGCGAACAGAGAGAUGUUCGAGACCGUGAACAAUUUGGAGAAAGAAGUGCGAAGCUAUACUACUCCAAGUCUUCAUUCGAUACAUUCCGAGGAUUUGCUGUGCUUGUCGAAGAUUCGUCAACUGGCGCAAGAGGAAUUGAAUUUGAAGAAUUGCAUUAGGGAGUUGGAGCAGAAAGAAACGAUCUUCAAGGAGCAUAUGGAUCGACUGUUAGCAUCUAAAGAGUAUCAAAGCGUUUGCAGUAAAAGGAAAAUUGUCAGCUGCGUUCAAGGUCUGGAUUACAGUGGAAAAAUACAUGUGCCUAAAUGUUUGUUACGCAAGCAACGACCAGCGAAGGAGAAACAGAAACAGGAAGAGCCUGCUGUUAGUGAUGCAGAGAUCUCUACUUCGGUGCAAGAAAUUCAGAAACGGGAUCAAGAGACCAAACCGGAAGUACCUCAGGAAAAUAAGACUGAAAAGAAAACUUCUUGGAUACCGAACUGGUUUUCAAAUAAUCAAAAAUCAGAGGGUUCGAAGAACGCAACAGCAAGUGGAGAUCCACCUCAUGCAGAAAAUGCAGAUUCAUCGAACGUCAAAAAUGAAAUCGAGAAACCAGUGAUUGUUGAAAAAGAAGUUAAAGGAGAUAAGCCAGGCACAUCGUUGAAGUCUAAAUCGAAAUCAGCACAGUGUCAUCGUCCUUGUAUCACUCCAGAGGAUCUCGAAUGUAUUCUGAAAAAGCCUACCACUAGGAAACACGCUCUUCCUUGCAUUGUUCCUCCUUGUCACGUCCCUCCUUGUCAUUCUCAUCCCUGCAGUAAACCCUUCAGUAAAGGUUGUUGUCCUUCAAGAAAUCCGUUUGAGCCACCACGUUAUAAAAUGGCAGACCACGGUAUGAGUGGAUGCCAAGCGUAUAAAUUACCCUGCGACCCGAAAGGACCCUGUGAAAUAUGCCCGUCGCUUCCCUGCUCGGGCUACGUGCGUCCAGGUACCUGCAAGUGUAAUUGCAAAGGCAAAUGCGCUAGCGGAAUGUCAGAUGUACCGUGCAACUGCAGCGACGAUCCACUUGGCCCUUCGGAGGAAUAUCGACCAAUUGGGUCUAGACGAUUGGCUGAUGCGCGAAGGGAAGAAGACAGCGAUGAUGACUUUUGUGAAUGUUGUAUGUGCGGUUGUGAAGAUAGCGAUGAUUCAUUGUGCCAUUGCGGAUGAUCGUAAGUCCGAUUUACUAUUUUCUGGGUAAGACAAGGAGGAUUUAAUAAAAAGAAGACGAUACUUAAAGACAA
This is a messenger RNA of Ceratina calcarata, 2124 nucleotides long. RefSeq lists its product as uncharacterized. NCBI's taxonomy places the organism in Eukaryota, Metazoa, Arthropoda, Insecta, Hymenoptera, Apidae. The transcript is spliced from 6 exons. The record is from RefSeq and is a predicted model, not a curated record. The coding region runs from base 470 to 2050 and encodes 526 amino acids.